UUGAAUAAUAAUUUAGCCGUCAAUAAGAUGACCAACAUGAUGACCUUUGACCUGACGACGACGACCUCCUCCUCCGACCUGGACGAUUCGUCACGCUGCACACGCAUUUUUUAAUUGUCAGAGGAUAUUUUCAACACCGCGAAGCUGGAUGAAAAUGCAGAGCUAAUGGUGAAUGGAUCUGGUUAAGUGUUAGUGGCUCCUCCCUCUCUGCAUUGUCUCUUCAUCUGUUACUUUCUACCAUAAUCAACCAGCAGAAGCAGCUCAUUGUCAGCUCAAUACAAGUGUCACUUUCACAAAAACUGAAAGGACAAAUAAUCACCACAGGAGCAUCCAGUGUCCAUCCAAGACACAAGAAAUGGUUUAUACUGGAACAUCAAGCAAUAGGACAUUCCAGCUGGAAAUGAGCCAGUUUCCAUGGGAAAUGGAUGAAUUGAAUUUGACAUUUCUGGAAAAAAUUCUUUGUGGAUCCACAUUUGAAACUGUGGUUAUAUGGAUUAUUUUCUCCAUUGAGUUUCUUGUCAUGUCCUUGGCAUUCUAUGGAUUGUGCCGUCUGAUCAGCCCUAACCAUCCUGUUCCUGUAUUUAUCAUAAACCUCUUUAUCACUGAUGUUAUACAUAUUUGUUUCAGACCUAUCCUAAAUGUUUGUACAUUCAGUGUUGUAAUUGCAUUCAUCUACUACAUUUAUUCCUUGAGCAUAAUAGUUAAUGUUGGCUUCAUGGUGUGUAUAUCUGUGGAAAGAUACAUAAUGAUCAAAUACCCUGUUUGGUACCGACUUCAUAAUACUUCUCAAAAUUUGUCUCUUAUAUGCUUGUUGGUUUGGGCAAUAUCAUGUGGAAUAAUUGUGAUUGAUGUGAUUAUUGCACUUCACGGGAAUGUGGCACAUGCAUUUUUUGUAAUUGUAUUUGUUCUAUUGAUACCAUAUCCACUGGUUAUGUUUUCCUUUGUGGGAUCAUGGAAGGCACUGUCUCAUUCAGUAGCAAUAACCCCUAAUGAACAGAAGAAGAUUUUGGGGAUUCUGGCCCUUGUACUUUUCAGUUACACUGUGUUGUUUAUGCCAGUCAUUGUUCAAGGCAUUAUUAUGAUGUUUUCCUUUGAACAGGGUCUAAGACUUAUUGGUUAUUUAUUAUCAGUGUCAGGAAUCUUGGUGUAUUUAAAUCCACUCGCUGACUCUUUUCUGUAUGUUUUCUUAAGGAGAGAUGCUAACAGCAUGUUUAAAUGUUUAUGUUGUGAGAAGCUACAUGAAAAUCAGAUAGAAAACUCCUCCAAUUCUUUAUCUAGGAGGGGUGAAGUGCAAAUCAGUAUAAUAGCAUACAGAGAAACCACUGAGUUGGAAUCUAAUUGUAAUUUCAACUAAUUGUAGAAAUUAAUUGUAAUAAUCCAGUGAGGUUUUUUGUAUGCACAAUGAGUCUGACUACAGCAAGUGCUCCACACAGGGAUCUGAUCUCACCAUCAUCCAAUCCAUCUGGGAUAACGUGAAAAAAAGAAACAACUGAGGCAGGCUAAAUCCAGAAGAACUGUGACAACAUCUACAAAACACUUGUAUUUGUGCGUUAACUAAUGAGACUGUAUUGUACUAUUAGGCUACCUACUGUUCUUUAUAAUUCUUUUGCAGUUUGAAACAUUUAUUUAGUGUAUUUAGAUGUCCAGUUCUUCUGUUAUAUUAAA
Messenger RNA from Carassius auratus (goldfish), 1665 nucleotides. Its product is annotated as proto-oncogene Mas-like. Gene Ontology annotation, biological process: positive regulation of Rho protein signal transduction; phospholipase C-activating G protein-coupled receptor signaling pathway. Gene Ontology annotation, cellular component: plasma membrane. NCBI's taxonomy places the organism in Eukaryota, Metazoa, Chordata, Actinopteri, Cypriniformes, Cyprinidae. Bases 356 to 1354 code for a protein of 332 amino acids. Gene Ontology annotation, molecular function: G protein-coupled receptor activity. The record is from RefSeq and is a predicted model, not a curated record. The transcript has 4 exons.